Molecule: messenger RNA, 1467 nt
Organism: Dothidotthia symphoricarpi CBS 119687
Lineage: Eukaryota; Fungi; Ascomycota; Dothideomycetes; Pleosporales; Dothidotthiaceae
Product: zinc carboxypeptidase A 1 precursor
Exons: 2
Coding region: 1-1467 (488 amino acids)
Biological process (GO): proteolysis
Molecular function (GO): zinc ion binding; metallocarboxypeptidase activity
Source: RefSeq, a predicted model, not a curated record
AUGAAAGUCUCUACACUUCUCGGUCUGCUUCCCAGCGCUGUACUAGCGUCUGAUGUCUUGAGUGUUGCUUUCUUUGCAAAGGAGAGGAGCCAAUUGCUCGACUUCAUUUCUACCAAUCACGAUAUCGAUUAUGGAUGCCGUCCGGUUGUUAUGCCGGCUGGAGGCGAGCAUAAGCUACACGCCGUUGUUUCUGAAGAGCACUACCAUCGCCUGAAGAGAAGCAUCGACGCCGAUGUCGUCCGCGUCGAGACUCUGGAUCACAUCAACAAGCGACAGGCCGCUACUGCUCCCAUCGGAAAGGGCGACCGGUUCAAGGGCGGCAAAGUCGCCCCGCGUGGUCUCGGAUCUCGAAAAUCCAGCGAGUACGCGGAGCUUCAGAGCGCUGGCAUCUUGAAUGCGGACGAAGUUUACACAGCAAUGAGGGGGCUGGAGAAAGAGUAUGGUCUGACACUGUUUGAAGCACCUUACAAGACUUUCGAGGGUAACACAGUCAUUGGUGGCGUUGCAAACAAGGCCCAAAAGAUCAAGAAGAACAAGCAGUACAUCUAUUUCUCCUCCGGAAUUCACGCUCGUGAACGAGGUGGCCCAGACAACCUCAUCUACUUCAUCUCGGAUCUGCUCUAUGCGAAUGAGCACCGAACUGGCCUUACCUAUGGCAACAAGACAUACACAAACUCGCAAGUCAAGAAGGCGCUAGGUGCGGGCAUUGUCUUCACCCCAAUGACCAACCCGGAUGGAGUACGUCACGACCAAGCAAAUAGCAACCUCUGGCGCAAGAACCGCAACCCAGCAAGCUCCACUCCCGGUGUCCCCCUUUCUGUUGGCGUGGAUCUCAACCGUAACUUUGACUUCAUGUGGAACUUCACCCAAUACUUCAACAACACAGUCUCGCCUGCGUCCACCAACGCCUCAUCCCAGGCAUUCUACGGCACUGCUCCCUUCUCUGAGCCUGAGACCCAAAACAUGCGCUGGAUAUACGAUGAGUUCCCGGGAAUCCACUGGUUUAUCGACAUUCACUCUGCCGCAGGCACAUUACUGUACUCAUGGGGUGACGACAUCAACCAGUCCCACGACCCGAAGCAAAACCUGUUCAACCCUGAGUACGACGGUAAGCGCGGUGUUGUAGAAGAUGAGCUGUACAAGGAGUACAUUGACCAAGAGGACUGGGACAACAUCAGCCUCCAGGCCAAUGCCACCACUGCUGCAAUGAACGCUGUUGGUGGACGCGAGUACAUUCCCCAGCAGGCUGUUGGUCUCUACCCCACUUCUGGUGCCAGCGAUGAUUAUGCGUUCAGCAGAUGGCAUAAAAACAAGAAUGUCACCAAGGUCUACGGGUACACCAUGGAGUUCGGCUACCCGACGAACUUCUACCCGACGAGUGAGGAGUACAUCCAGAACAUCAUUGAUACGAACGCGGGCUUCAUGGAGUUCAUCCUCACAGCUGACGAGGUUGGUCUCAAGGGCUGA